Molecule: messenger RNA, 1561 nt
Organism: Paramecium pentaurelia
Lineage: Eukaryota; Ciliophora; Oligohymenophorea; Peniculida; Parameciidae
Source: the annotation of a GenBank genome assembly
AUGUCGAAGUUUUCAUAAUUUUUAGAGGACAUCAGCGAUUUUAAAGAAAGGCCUGUCAAAUUAAAACAAAUAAAAAAGGUUCUAAAGAUUAAUGAGAAGAGCUUUCCUCCUUGCAAAAAUAUCUUGAAUUAUUAUUUCUAAGAGUUUUCAAAGUAGAUUAUAAUACUAUAAUGUAGACGUACAAAUGAGGAACAUCGUACUAAAUGGCACAGAAAGGAUAAAAUUUUAUUUGUUUGGACUGUGUUGAAAUAUUUUGAAUUUACAAAUAAGAGUGAUUUAAACCCUGUAAUAUGAAUUUAAUACGAUAGUCUGAAGAUGAUUGGCAUUAUCUAUCAAAUGUCUUAGGAGUAACAGAAUAAUUAUUGAAUUUAAAAUGGAUUAGCAUGCUAAAAACUAAUCUUAAAAUGGCCCCUUGGAACCCUGAGGAAGAUGAAAUAUUGUAAAACUUAAUCACAGACCCAAAUGAAAACAAAAAUUGGACUUAAAUUACAAUAGAUUUCAAUAGAAUAAAUCCAGCUAAAAUAGUUAGACAUGCUAAAUAAAUUAGAGAGAGAUGGAAUAAUUAUUUGAAUCCUGAAUUGAAAAAGUAUAGCUAAAUAUUUAAUUAGAUCUGAAUGGUCAUAACCUGAAUAAUUACAAUUAUUAUUGCUAGUUUAAGAAAUUGGAAAAAGAUGGUCUCUUAUUUCAAAAAAGAUAUCAGGAAGAACAGAAAAUUAGGUAAAAAAUCAAUACAAUUCGAUGAUGAAUACUUAUCGAAGACAAAAUGUAUGAAACAACUUAAAUCUUUAGUAGCUAGAUAACGAAGAUAUAGCAAUUAAAAAAUUAUUGGCUAAUUUAUAGGGAAAAGAUUAUGAAGGUCCCUUACCAUUGACUAGUAAACGCAUAAGAAAAACAGUUAAUAAUAAUAAUAAUAAUAAUAAUAAUAAUAAUAAUAAUAAUAAUAAUAAUAAUAAUAAUGUUACUUUAUAUUAAAAUACUAUUAAUGAUUAAAAGAAUAUAUAAAUUGAAAGUAAUGAAAUAAAAGAAGAACAUUAAUAAGAUUAAUAAUUGUAAUCAUAAUAAAUACUAUAAUAAUAAUAAUAAUAAUAAUAAUAAUAAUAAUAAUAAUAGUAAUAAUAAUUAUUAUUAUCUUAAUAAUAAUAGAUUUAAUAGUAGCAGCAACAAUAAUCACUAAUGCUUGGAUUACCUGUAUUUUCUCCAAUGUUACCUUUCUCUCCUUUACAUUAUUUAAUUAGUAUUUAUUUUACUUAUUUAUGAAGAAUCAAGUCCAAAUAAUAUAUCCUCACCUUAUGAAAUGAGAAAUAAGAAUUAUUCUAGUUAAUUACAGCUUUUUGAUGAAUAUAUGAAAUCUACAAACAAUCUUGAUUAAAGUGCCCCUUAAUCAGAGGUUCCUUGUUUAUUAAGGUUAUUUAAUUCGCCUGCAUUUAACCAUUAAGGGUUUCCUUAUGCAACAAUGCCUUACUAAUAACCUACAUAACAGUAACCUGCAUAUAAUACAAAAAAAAUAAAUAAAAUUCAAAAGGAAUUGCUAAAAUUUGAUAAAGGAUUAAAUAGAGAUUGA